Molecule: messenger RNA, 4819 nt
Organism: Bemisia tabaci
Lineage: Eukaryota; Metazoa; Arthropoda; Insecta; Hemiptera; Aleyrodidae
Source: RefSeq, a predicted model, not a curated record
UGUGAUGUGACUCAUUGUCGGUAUCAAUUAAGAUAACUCUUAUCUUUUUCAAUCAUUUUUGCAUUUUUUUCUAAAGUUCAAUCGUAUCUCUCUUUUGCCAACCUCUGGCUUCAUUUUUUUUCACCAACCGAUCUUUAUUUCGAUUUUCUUCUUGUUCAAUCGUGAUUCCCGUUUGUACGUGUUUUGAGGUUAGAAUGCGGACUGAAAGCGUUCUAACUAUUAAUUAAGUAUGAUGUUCUGAAAGUCUAAAUAGUUUCCUGCUGAGGAAUCAGCAACAAAAACUUUCUUUCUGAUUCGGUAGUGGGCAAUCUUUCGUUACAUGCCUCUCAAGUAUGAGUUGAUUCCUCUGAACAAUUUCAUCCAGAAUGCGACAAUGUGAUCUCUGGUGAAGUUUCUCCUCUCUAAUGUGUAUGUUCUCAACAUGAAGUUUCUCUUUACUCUCGAGUAAAAUCGCGCAGAAAUGAGGGUGGCCAGCUUUAUUUCUAGAACGAAAUGAGAGAUCAACAUGUCCAAUCCUGGUCCACCGGUUUCUGUGAGAAACUCUUCGCUUCCGCAGAAUGUGAACGCAUCCAGGAAUCCAUGGACUGGCCCAUCAUACCAGCAAAUGGUCACCUCAAAUUACUACGAGCCAGAAUGUUCAAGCCCCAGUUCAGAAAAUGGAAGUCGCAUCUAUCAUGUGAUAGAUGGACCCGGUCCUCCCAUAAACUACGAUGCCAAUGGAUCAAAACCUGCAUCCUCAAAAAUUCGCAAACAACCUGCACCAGUACAAAAUCAUCACUUGGUUCCACACCCGCAAGGUGUAACAACAAUGAAGAAGUUACCUCCUCUGGAACAACUCCCUCGCAUGCCGCACCUCCAAGCUAGUCAUGAUUCUGUCCGCGGCCCUCCGCAGUUCUACACACGGGACUCAUUUCCCCGACACUUUCGACCACCGAGCCAAGGAGAUUAUCUGGAAGAAAUACGACCACAGCCGCCAUUUUAUAAUGUGGGGAGUGGUCGAACCUCACGGGCCACAUUGGACGUACCACUGUCAUCAACCACUUCCGAUGAUGAUGGAGGAGGAAUUGAUGCUUGCGGCGGACAUUGUGUUGCAUUCGAGAACUUUUGCCACUAUUGUCUCCAGGUUAUUUUCAUAGCAGGAAUUUUAACGGGAAUCUCAUUGAUGAUUGCUGGUUCAAUUCUCAUUGGUCAGCGAGGCAAUGAUGAUAAUCAUUCUGAUUACAUUUACAUUGGAUGUCUCAUGAUGCUUGUUUGCACACUCUUGCUCUCGGUCCAAUGCUGCGUCCGACGUAACGUGAAGCGGCGCAAGCGUGCUUUGCGCCGACAAGCAACUCGACGGAGACCAUCGUCAGCACACACUUACAACGACCGCAUUCCCCUGAAUGAUAUUUCUCCACCAUCAUCAACAAUUAGAGAAAUAUCUCUCCCAUCGUCAACGACGAGGGACAUUUACCCAGUCAAUGGUCAGCUGAGUGCACUGAAUACUCAAAACAUUAGUGUCCAUGACAAACUAAAUUCAACAAUGGAUUCCUCUGCAAGCCAAAGUGGAAUACCUUGGUGGCGCAGACAAGAGUUUGAAGAUCUUAUGCAUCAACACAAUUUUGUAUGAAGAUUACCUUGACAACUGUCCAAAACUGGUUGCUAGAAGAUACCACUUGUACAGAUAAGUUAGCUUUACUUCUGAUCACUAAUCACUAGGAAUAUACAUCUAAAUGGAAAGACCUUCAUAAUUGUCAUUUCUUUAACAGUACGAGCAUCAAUGAGAGGUCAAUGUCCUCAUAAGCAGCAUUUCCUGCGUAAUUUAUAGUAGAUAAGUGAUCAGACGUAGGCUUUUACAGACAAACCUCCUGCUUAUAUUUGUUAUUUUAUUUUUUAUUUCCAAAGAAAAAAUUUAGAGGAGAUGGCUUGAGCUGCUCCAGUUCUCUACCAAUUUUCAGUCAAAAUGUUUAAGUUAGACUCAAGCUUCAUCAAAUACAUACUAAACUCCUAGACAAAUCCUAUUUGUUUUAGUAUGACGCACAGUCCGCAUCCUUUAAAGCUUCCUUGAAACUUGUAUGAUGAUUUCUGUAACUACAUUAUGAAAUUAUGCAUUUUGACACUAUAUGUUCCUUUUGUUUGUACAUACAUGCAUUAAAUAUCUUGAGUACUGUAAGUAAGAAGCCUCUUAAUCGGUUCUUUUCUACUUUAAAAUGAGCGAGUGAUUAAAUUUUAUUGUAAAUACGUACGUGUAAAUUGAGAAAGAUUAGAAGUUGCUUGUUUUUCAGCUAGCAAGCAUUUUCCCCUCUUAUUUUCUGUUUCUCCUUUUCAUAAUUUUACUGACCUAUUUGUAACUGAUGGGAAUUCAAUCAGAUUUGACCUAACUUUAAACAUCUGAUCUAUUUUAAAUGAGGUGCUCUCAAAAACCAAGGAUGGAUAGUUCGAAAGCACAGAAUUCGAUUCUCUAUUUUCCCUACUCAUAAUAUGGGUAGACGUUCAAAACAGUCUACAUUUUUUUCAUUCAUAUAUGAAAUGAAGACAAGUCACAGCAUAAGUGGAGACAGAUUAACACGAAAUGCAAGUUUCUUUCAUCUAGAUCGCUAUGAACAGCUGAUAACUUUCGGACCAAUCAAUUUGUAAAAGACAUUGAAACAAUAAUAUAUAGCUAUAAUUAAAAAUAAAACAGAAAGAUGAAGCUAGCGAGGUAUGCAUGAUGGAAAUGGACACUGUGUGUUGGGAAGCUUUUGGGAAACUGCAUCGCUUUAUUUAUCAAUCAUUUUACUUUUAAUUUUUCAAUUUUUUGUAAAACCUUGGCACUGCUUUACAGUUGUUGCCUCAAACACUGAAAAAUCGAUGGCUGAUGAAAAACACCGAUUAUUUGCCAAUUGACGAUUUCAUAGGAUGAAGAAAAAACUUCGCCAUUUUUGUGAUUUUGAGGUUAAGUUAGUGAUUUCCUUUAUACAUUAGAGUGUCAUUACAGCGUUCUCAUCUGGGAUGGGAAGAAACUAAAAACAUUAGCUUGCUUAUCAUUACUGUAGAAUGUGGCAAAGACUGCAACUUAUUUUUGCCUGAAUUGUCAGCUGAGCGAUAUUGCUCCUUAGCCCUAGAAAUCUAAAUCAAUGUAUUGUAAUUGAUUUUACAACAUAAUUAACUGUGAUAAAAGUAAUUUCGGAAAGGAAGAACUGACUAGUAUAAUGUUCAGAAAUUAUCAAGACCCACUUAAUUGAAUUUCUCCAGUAUUUGGAAUAGAAAAUACUGAAGAGAGAGAAUGAUUAAAUUAUAAAUGCUAAUUCAGUCCCUGUGUCAAAAAUUUUUCUGGAUCUUUCUGCUCUUCCUCUCAAAAUUUUGUGAAUUCACGGUUUUGCAGUAGCGGAAGAAUCAUCUGAAGAACUAAAAACUUCUUUUAUCGAGCUUUAAGAGUAUUUACUGAAGUAGUCAAUUAUAAUUUAAGGAACCCACUUACAAAUUGGAAACUGUCACCCUCUCCUUUUUUUUUCUUUAUGAUGUAAUAUCUAUCUCUACUCAUGGAAUGGUUUCAUAGCAGUUCUACCCGCAGAGAAAAGGAGAGAGUCUUAGUUGCCAAAAUUUUUCAUUUGAAUUGGAAUGUAACCACCCUUGUUACAGGUUGUUUCAAGUCAACGCCUCCUAAUUCUGCAUUUUCACUGCAGUGACAUUUUUUGCUCAAGAUUUUUUCUUUUAAAGUAAUGAAAUUUAAUUAAUUUAUUUAAAUCAUAUUUUUUUACUACUCUCUAUGGCUCCUGAAGAUUCAUUUAAUUUUUGUCAGUUCUAUUGCAAGCAACCUUUGCUGAUGGACUUUAAUCAACUCGGAGAAUUUAAGAAAUAUUAUUCGGUUAUUCUAUUGGUAGUAUCAUACCAAAGUGCUCAAUGUUUAGGCUCUCAAUUAUCUAUGUAUUUCACGUUUUUACUAAAAUUUAUUCUGUCUUAUUUUUAUAUUUUUUGUAUACUUUUCACUAUUUUCAACACCUAAUUGUAAGUAUGUAUUUUAGAAUUGUUCAAUUUUUCAUGAACAAGUGUUGGCAUCCACAUAUUUCACUUCAAUAUAGCUCAUUAUAAAAUACCUUACCAGCAAUGGUAAUUCAGUUGUAAAUAUGCCAAUAAGCAUGUGCCAAUAAAUUAGGUAGUUGGUUUCUAAUUCUAUCCAAUCCCCCUUCACUCAUCAGAUAGUGGGGCCAUGUGUAUCACUUCCAUUUUACAAACACAGUUCUUAAGAAAUGUUUUUUCUGAAUGCGUCACAAAAAUUGUGAUAAAUUUUACGUCUCGUAAUUAGGAAAAAUGUUUGUUUUCGAAAGUUUGGUUCAAACCUUAAAAGAACGGAUCUAAGUCUGAAAAAAUGAAUCCAGAAAUAUUAUCAAAGGAAAAAGAUGUGUGUAUUAUCUUUAUGAAGUAACUAAUCAAGACUAGGAACGGAGUCCAUAUUAUAUUGAUAAAAAAAAUACUCUGAGGAAGAAUGUUGUUCCACCUCAGAGCCAUUUUCAAACACUUCUAAGACCUCAGUUCUGUGAUCAACUUGAUUUUAACUGCCAGACCCCUUUCCAUCGAACUGAUUUUUUAAAAUAAUUUUCCCUAGCUGACGAAAGUUCUUUUUUAGAAACCAUUUACACUAAAUUUGCCUCCUUUUUCAGUGCCUUUUAAUAAAGUUGAGAAAAGUUAUUUGUUUCAAUUCGUGCCCCUUUAAUUUUGAUGUAUUGUAAAUUAUUAUUUUAUUUUUUUUGUAACUUAAUUUGAUAGCAUACUUAUUUUUGUACAGAUCCAUUAGUCAAGAUCGCAGUAUGAAAAAUCCUUAUUUUUAUUCUCUUUUGUAAAAAUAAACCAUUUACUUUUA